GAUGACUUUGAGAACAGUCACUUCCUCUUUCUGGGCUACAGUUUUCUCAUCGGUAACUGAAGAGCUUGCAGUACCUUCAGCAUUCCUUCAGGUGAGGACUUCUCUGUGAUUCCUGCUAUGGUUUGAAUGUGUCUCCUAAAGUUCAUGCGUUGGAGGCUUAAUCCCCAGUGCAAAAGUGUUGGGAGGUGGGGCCUAAUGAGAAGUAAUUAGACCGUGAGUAUUCUGCCCUCAUGAAUAUAUUAAUGUCACUAUCAUAGGAGUGGGUUUGUUAAAAUGAGUUCGGCCCCUUCUUUCUCUCUCUUUCUUCCGCCCUGCACUAUGGGAUGUACAGUGCAGAAGGUCUCACCACAUGCUGGCACCAUGCUUUUGGACUUCUCAGCCUCCAGAACCAUGAGCCAAAUAAAUUUCUGUUCAUUAUAAAUCACCUAAUCUGUGGCAUCCUGUUAGAGCAGCAUAAAAUGAACUAAGAUAAUCCCUACAAAGAGUGGCAAAAGAACAGUUUCCAGCUCACUGGCAGAAUCCUAUGAUCAACUAGUAAUGUCUGCCAGGGAUGGAGGAUGAGUGACACCAACAUGUAUUCAUCUUGAUUCAACUGGAAUCUUUGGGUCUGUGUGAGGACCAAGAGCUGGGGACAGAAGCAGGACUCUAGAGGGGAAGUUUCAUUCAGAUUCGGGUUUUUGUUUUGUUUUAAAGAGCUGCUCUGUGAGAGGACAAGGAGAAAAUGGUCCCUAUAGGUCACAGAUACCUCUGUCUCAGGGAGACACUCAAGCAUUUAUUCAACCAAGAAAGAGAAUUAGGUCCAGGUGAAAGGAGAACCCCAGAAUACCCACCUACUUUUAAAGUUUUCCCCACACAUAUUCAGGAACCAAUAAGAGGAUUUGUAAUGCACUGUGAAUAGAAAGGGAAGGUGAAUGGGAAAGAAAAAAGUGAAGCUUGAAAUAGUGGAAAGUACAUGGGCUCUGCCAUUUACCAGCUGUGUGAUCUUGGGCAAGUAACUCAACCUUUCUGAGCUUUGGUUUCCUCUUUAGUGAAAUGAGAACUAAUAAUCCAUUUCUCUCUCAGCACAGAGAACCAGCAAGCAGUGAGCACUCAGCGAUGGCCAACUACGGGAGAAGCCAGGCUCGAAUGAACAUAUGGGACCAUUUUGUGCAGGGUCUCAGCACCAAGACCGACUGGUCCUUUGGGCUCGUGGGCUGCGGGCAGCCUUGGCUCGUUCUCCAGACGGUGUUCCAAGCAGCCUCUUCCAGCAAGGCAGCGUUGGCCUGAGAACUGGAAACUCUUUGCGGUCUCUGCAAACAGGACAAUGACAAUGACACUUGAGAAGGCAUGGGAGAGAGGAGCACCUUCAUAGGGCAGCGAGGGGUGGGCACUUGGGUGUGACCAAGGAGAGGAGGCGCACCUGGUCUACAGCUCUCCCUGGCCCGUGUCCAGCUCCCUCCUGACAUGGGGCGGGGGGAGGCAUCUCAGGGAUGGCAUCUUUCCCGCCACAGGGAAAUUCUCAUCUUUGACACAGCGUGGGAAUCGAGGCAUCCAGGAGGGGAGCAGAGGCAGGCAGGCCUCCUUCAGGCCCAUCCUCCAGCUGGGCUGGUGGUGCUGGGGAGGCUCCCUGCUUGGUAACAAAGGCCUGAGGGAGAGUUGUGAAACCCAGCAGGAAAGCCGGCUCACCUUCGCCUCCCCCCGCGGCUGGGAGGAGAGGAAAUAUCCCAUGACUGACUGUGCCAAGGUGGUGUCUGAGCCAGCCCUCCCGGCCCGAGGGCAGGGCAGGUGGCCCUGAGAGAUAAGCCAAUCCCUCGGCUGCAGAUGAGGAGUUCUGAGAAGCAUUGCUCAGGACAGCGGUAAAUCACUUCUUGGAGGUGCCCUGCACGCCGGUACUGGGAUCAGGCGGCCUCCCGGGGGUGUGGGAGCCCCACUCCUCCGUGGUGUGUUCCAUUUGCUUCCCACAUCUGGAGGAGCUGACGUGCCAGCCUCCCCCAGCACCACCCAGGGACGGGCGGCAUGAGCCGGUCAAGGCACCUGGGCAAAAUCCGGAAGCGUCUGGAAGAUGUCAAGAGCCAGUGGGUCCGGCCAGCUAGGGCUGACUUUAGUGACAACGAGAGUGCCCGGCUGGCCACGGACGCCCUCUUGGAUGGGGGUCCUGAAGCCUACUGGCGGGUGCUCAGCCAGGAAGGCGAGGUGGACUUCUUGUCCUCGGUGGAGGCCCAGUACAUCCAGGCCCAGGCCUGGGAGCGCCCCUGUCCCCCAGACACCCUGGGAGGGGCAGAGACAGGCCCUAAGGGACUAGACUCCAGCUCCCUACAGUCCGGCACCUACUUCCCCGUGGCCUCAGAGAGCAGCGAGCCAGCCCUACUGCACAGCUGGGCCUCAGCUGAGAAGCCCUACCUGAAGGAUAAAUCCAGCGCCACCGUGUACUUCCAGACCGACAAGCACAACAACAUCAGAGACCUCGUCCGCCGCUGCAUCACCCGGACCAGCCAGGUCCUGGUCAUCCUGAUGGAUGUGUUCACGGAUGUGGAGAUCUUCUGUGACAUUCUAGAGGCAGCCAACAAGCGUGGGGUGUUCGUUUGUGUGCUCCUGGACCAGGGAGGUGUGAAGCUCUUCCAGGAGAUGUGUGACAAAAUCCAGAUCUCUGACAGUCACCUCAAGAACAUUUCCAUCCGGAGUGUAGAAGGAGAGGUGUAUUGUGCCAAGUCAGGCAGGAAAUUCGCUGGCCAAAUCCGGGAGAAGUUCAUCAUCUCAGACUGGAGAUUCGUCCUCUCUGGAUCUUACAGCUUCACCUGGCUCUGCGGACACGUGCACCGGAACAUCCUCUCCAAGUUCACAGGCCAGGCGGUGGAGCCGUUUGACGAGGAGUUCCGCCACCUCUACGCCUCCUCCAAGCCGGUGAUGGGCCUGAAGUCCCCGCGGCUGGUCGCCCCCGUCCCGACCGGAGCAGCCCCCGCCAAUGGUCGCCUCAGCAGCAGCAGCGGCUCCGCCAGUGACCGCACGUCCUCCAACCCCUUCAGCGGCCUCUCGGCGGGCAGCCACCCCCUUCCUGAAAGUAAACAAAACAAAACAAAAACAAAACAACAACGCUUUGGUUCCUGGUGGCUUUCUCAACCCCAGCCCUGACCCUGUGGUUUCACAGCUGGCGGCUGAGAUGAGGUUAGAAUGGCCGGGCCCGGCUGAGCAUUCCAAAUUGGAUUUCACCAUCUGCUGAGAAAGUUUCAGGAAGGCAAACCUUGCCAGGUCAUAGAAGCCCCCAAGCCCAGCUUUCCAAAGGCCUCAGCCUGUGCCUGUGUCGAGCUCAGUCCUGGGAGAUAGGGGAGAACCCACAGACAGGAACAAGCCCCCCUACUCCUGACCACCUUCCAUCAGCAGUCUCCCCUCCGUGGUCGUCUUUGUUGACAAAGAUGCAGUUUCUCCUCUUCUGAGCACCUGUAACGUGUGAUGCGCUGCCUGCUGGGAGGUUAGGUCGGGGCUGCCCCGGCGAGUGGAGCAUGAGCAGAACGGCUGAGGGUCACUUCCAGGCAGAAGCUUUGAGAGCCUGGGCACAGGUUGCCACAUAGAAGCAGCUCUCCAGUUGAAGCCCUCCUCUGCCAGCCUGGGGUCCUAAGCGAUGAGCAGAAUCCCCACUCCCACCCACCAACCCGCAGUGGAUAUGUAGUGAGCAAGAAAUAAACCUUUGUUGUUUAAGCC
Messenger RNA from Macaca mulatta (Rhesus monkey), 3675 nucleotides. RefSeq names its product family with sequence similarity 83 member A (gene SACK1A). Gene Ontology annotation, biological process: epidermal growth factor receptor signaling pathway. Gene Ontology annotation, molecular function: protein kinase binding. NCBI's taxonomy places the organism in Eukaryota, Metazoa, Chordata, Mammalia, Primates, Cercopithecidae. The record is from RefSeq and is a predicted model, not a curated record.